Neurospora tetraspora is the source of this 1053-nucleotide messenger RNA. RefSeq lists its product as uncharacterized. The coding region runs from base 451 to 1053 and encodes 200 amino acids. NCBI's taxonomy places the organism in Eukaryota, Fungi, Ascomycota, Sordariomycetes, Sordariales, Sordariaceae. The transcript has a single exon. The record is from RefSeq and is a predicted model, not a curated record.
CGGCGAUUGACUACGCCGAGGUCCACCCUUCCACACUUCUCUCCAUCCUCAAGGGGGGCAGUGACAUUUUCUCCCCUUUCCCUUCCGUUGCCUCCCCCUCAUCUUGCUCCCCUUCCUCCACAUGUUUGCCCGCCUGUCAAUGUCGAGCUGUCAUCCGUCAUGUCAUGCCCGUCUGCUGUCGCUGUCCGUCAUUCCCGAGAGGCCCCCUUUCCCGCCACGGACGGCAUCGCUGUAUUCCAUGCAUAUUCCUGAUUUGAUAUAUUCCCCGAUUUUCCUUCUCAUGUGAGAGUGGUACCAUGCCAUCUCAUUCUUGGUAGAGUACCAUAUCCUCAUCAUGAUAUUGGGUUUGAAACAAGACAAUAUCCUCAGUUAGCUCCGUUCCUUUCCUGGCUCUCGGAAUCCCCUGUUCCGUCCAUCGAUUUGCACCAGAAAAUACUCUUAUUCUCGGUCAUGACAUGGAGCCUUGCCCUGCCUUACGUUGCCUUGCCCACCCAUCAAAUUGAUGGUGCUAUGCACCGCACCUGUCAAUAUCAACACAAGGCCACAUCUCUGUACCCCAUGGUCUGUCUCUGCAGUGUCUUGGCCUGUCACCCUCCCUUCACCUUGAACCCUUCAUUCACCGUUAACGUCACGGUAGCAUCGUGUCUGUCCAUCCAAUGUCGCUUUCGUCACGGUCGCAUGUUCACUCCCAAACCAUCUGGAUGGAUGGAGCUCAAUCACCUUGUCACCCAAGACAGUCAGUCAGUCAGUCACAGUCCCCUCACCCUCACCCUCACCUCCCUGGCUCAUUGUCCUCACCACCGAUUAUCAGUGGAACACCACGUUUUUCCUUCACUUCAGUUCUUCAACGUUCCCAAGCUCAAACGCCUUGAAAGUCGCCAAGAUGAGAUUGUCGCUGCUGCUAGUUUUCUAGCAAACGGACCUCCGAAACGAAAAGAACAAGACUUCAUGUGCUCGUAUCUCCACCAAACGAGGAGAUGCAAGAAAACUGAUUGUGAAUUCGACAUCAGCGUACUUGAAACUAUCAACAUAGUAGUCUUUUGGAUAGUAUAG